AAUCCGUGCGGUCAGUUCAAGUUAGUGCUCCGUUCGGUAAACUCGUUCAGUAGAGGGUUCCGCGUGUGCUUCUCUUUUCGAAUUUUUUUCAACAGUGCUAACAAUCACACUUCCAGCUCGGAUGUGUGAGUGCGUGUGCGGUGCGCACUUGUUUGACAACAAGGCGUCCUUGUGACGGUGCACUGUGCUGUUCUGUCUGUGGUGCCUUCGUUUAGCCUGAUCCCACCAACACUGGGCGGAGGGUGCGUGUGAUGCAGGGUGGGUGGUGAUGCUGUAACGGUGCUACCACCGCAGACUCCUUCCGAAAAAGGGAGCCGCUCGAUUCCGGCCGCCACGGAUUGACAGUUUUCGCGUUCGCUGUCGCUGUCGUUGCCGGCAGUAUGCGGGUGUGCGCUUCGCCAUAGUCCUGGCAGAAGAAAAAAGCUAUAAAACAUCGUUCAACACACUACUAGUGCACAUGCGUGCCUACACCGAGCUCUUCUAUUGUGCUCUUCUUCAUAUCGGUUUUAUCGUCUGAUGCAGUGCCUACUUGAAUCGGUGUGCGUGUUUCUACAGCCAGUGAAGGAUUCUUUCAUCCUCCGGUUGUUUAGUCGUGUAUCGGAGAAGAUUGGAAAUCCAAUUAAAACAAAGUGAAUUUCGAGAUCGAUCUGGGAAAUGGAUUCCCUCGAGCAUAAAGUGUCGCCGGAAUAGGCGUUCAAUUGGGUAGAAUUGUUUCACCGCGAGCGUAUAGUUAAUUAUUAACGAAAAUUUGGGUCUGGUCGACACCAAUACUAACCUUAGCGUUUUGAAACAGAGAAAAAAUAAUCAAUAACUCGCAUGUUUUGGUCGAAAUCUGCCACCCAACGCAAGAAUCCCAACUGAUGUUGGACAACAGCUGAAACAGUGAUUUUUUUCUUACAGUGUACACAUAUUCUUAUCGGCUGGUGAAAAUCCCGGAAAAGGUGUGCUAUCAUCGUCGGUGACAUUGUUGGGUCAUUCAACGUCAGAGAUUCGGAAGUCCGAAGUAAAGGAGAAAAAAAAGGUUAUCACAGUGUGCCCCACUCUACACUUCUAUAUUGAGUAAUCGAAGGCUGGGAAAUUUGUCGAAGCUUUUCAUGCAAACCACAGCCAAAAUUGGCUGUCAAUUAUGUUACCGAAGAAGAAGUUAGUGCAAUCAAAGUGAAAAUGAUUGUAAUUGUUUCGUCCGGUUGCGUGCAGUGCAGUGAGUUCGAACAGAUUGGAAUCUGAAUUGGGCAUUUUUCGGUAUGUGAGGAAUGUAUGUUCAAAUAGAGAAAAAAAAGUUUACGAUUUGUGAAAAAAAAAACCGGUUGCGGACCACAUCCCAGAGACGUACCCUUUGACAGUUCCAUAUUGCUACAUUCACGGUUGGAUUAUACGAUGCAGAAGCAGUGAUUACUGAAAGACUGACUGCUGUUUUGAUCGUAUGAAAAGCUGAUUUCUUUUCUAAUAAAGGAAAUGUUUUUCGAGAUCCUGGGAUCUGAUUAAAACUUUCCCUGGAAUCGAGAAUCCCGGGAUUACCCAUAUGGAUACUCAAGUUUCGUCGCUUGGAAUACGGCGAAGAACGGUGGCUGUACAGAAAAACGGCGAAGAACCAACCGAAGCAGAUUUGUUUUCGUUGCUUUUUAUUCCAAUCAGUUCGCAAGACGCGUUCCAUGGAAAUGCCCAAAGCUGGCGGAUUAACGGGCGAACAGUAUUCGUUGCCACCUUAGAUUGCCCCCCUCUAUCUGUGCCUCCCCCGUUUUCACUCAGCUACGUCCAGUGGAUGAUGAUGGUGAUGUUGCAUAAGAAAGAGUGCAAAGUGUAAGUGUGCGAAAGAGAGUUUCAAUUUACGACAGCCGUCGGCUGCGUCGGUCGAAUUAAAAUAUUUACGUGUGAAGAAGUGAAUUGCGCAUUCAAAUUUCGUGGGCCGGCCGAAAGUGCGAUCGGGCACCGGUCCUGUCGCCUUUUAUUGUUGUGAGUGUGCUUGAAGCGAAAAAUAAAAUCAACUUAAGGAGGACCGGAGGAUAAUGGAUACGAUGACCUUCGACGAUGAACCGCCACCCGAGCCGCGGGACGGUUGGCUUUUGGUGCGCAUUUUUGUGCCCGAGCUGAACGUCUACAAGUGUCUCCAGUUUCCCUCGGACAAGGUCGUUUGGGACGUGAAGCAGCAGUGCUUGGCUUCGUUGCCAAAGGUUGCCUUCUGGUUCACGGAAUUAAAGGAAAGCUUCAAUUAUGGACUGUUCUGUCCGCCGUCUAAUGGAAAGGCUGGAAAGUUUCUCGAUGAAGAACGAAGAUUGGGCGAUUACCCGUUUAAUGGUCCCGUUGGUUACCUAGAGCUCAAAUACAAGCGCCGGGUGUACAAGAUGCUGAAUCUGGACGAGCGGCAACUGAAGGCACUGCAUACCCGGGCCAACCUGCGGCGCUUUCUGGAGUGCAUCAACGGGGGACACGUGGAGAAGAUCGCCAAGAUGUGUGCCAAAGGGCUCGAUCCGAACUUCCACUGUCAGGAAACGGGCGAAACGCCGCUCACGAUCGCCACCGGAACGAAGAAACCGAACAAGCUGCUGAUCGCGCUGGUCAACGGUGGCGCCCUGCUCGACUACCGGACGCGAGACGGGGCGACCGCACUGCACCGGGCCGUCGAGCGGGACAGUCUCGAGGCUGUGAGUACCCUGCUGGAACUGGGCGCCUCACCCAACUAUCGCGAUACGAAGGGCCUAACACCGGUCUACCUCUCGGUUACUCGCAAAACCGACCCGAAAAUCUGCGAAAUUCUGCUCCACGAUCACGCUACCCUUGGCAUCCAGGAUAGCCAGGGCUGGCAGGAAGUGCAUCAGGCUUGUCGGAACGGGUUAGUGCAUCACCUAGAGCACCUGCUGUUCUACGGUGCGGAUAUGGAUGGGCAGAACGCUUCCGGCAAUACGCCGCUGCAUGUUUGCGCUGUUAACAAUCAGGAGGCUUGCGCUAGAAUGCUUCUCUUUCGCGGUGCCAACCGGGGCGCACUAAACUAUGCCAAUCAGACACCGUACCAGGUCGCCGUCAUCGCAGGCAAUUUGGAACUGGCGGAGAUGAUACAGAACUACAAGUGCGAAGAUAUCGUCCCGUUCCGCGGUCCACCCCGCUACAACCCACGGCGCCGUUCCGGGCUCGGUUGGGGCUCAACGUUGUCGCGCAUUUACGGCGGUCCGCCGUCGCCUUGUCCGUCCGAACAUCCCUUCAGUUCGGCCAGCUCCAGCCUGUCGGAGGGAUCGUCCAGCCAUCGGAGCCAUGAAGAUGAUAUCAGCAUUGUUACCGACAAAAGCCUCGGUGACACCAGCGACAUCAUCAGCGACUCGUCCGGCGUUGGCACCAACUCGGACAGUGCAGCCUGUUCGAUUGGUCAUCCGAGUACGACGGUGGUCUGCAUGGAGGGGUACGACGCCGGCCUGUCCGGGCACAUCCACAUCCAGCCGGGCGACGUGAUCGAAGUGGUCGGUUCGACAGAUUGCGGCCUGCUCGAAGGAUUCGUACGCGGUACGAACAAAACCGGUUUCUUCCCUGCCCACUGCGUGCAGGAGGUUCAGUUCCGGCAGAAAAGCAUCAUCAACGUGUCGACCUCUACGCCCCAUCACAUGUACGUGAUCAGCACCGGAAGCAACGAACUGCCGGAACACCAGCAGCAACAACAGCAGCAGCAGCAAAACCAGUUGCAAUCCCAGCAGUACAACAGCCAAACUGCGCCCAGGGCGAAAAAGGCGGUCACCGGUGAACCGCGCAAUGUGGUCCUGCACCGGGCGAAGCGAGGCUUCGGUUUCAUUCUACGCGGUGCCAAAGCGUCCUCUCCACUAAUGCAGCUUAAACCGUCACCCCGCUGUCCAGCUCUGCAGUACCUGGAUGACGUCGAUCCGGGUGGCGUUGCCGACAUGGCCGGCCUCAAGCCGGGCGAUUUUCUACUUGCCAUCAACAACGAAGACGUCACGUGUGCCUCACACGAGCACGUGGUCGACCUGAUUCGGAACUCGGGCUCGCUGGUUUCGAUGACGGUCAUCACGCUACCGCAGAAUUUGGUCAAUUCAAUGAUGGAAAGUGCUAUUAGUGCCAGCAAUGGCGGUGUUGGAGGAGGUGGCGACGGUAGCCAACAUUCCGGAUCCGGUAUGAGCACUCCGGUUUCAUCCCGGCAGUGUUCCACGCUGCCCCGUCGAAUGAACGGUGGAACGGCUGGGUUGGCCGGUUGCAAACUGCCCGCACCGAUGCCACCGCGACGAGAUCCAAAGACAACGCUUAGUGUAGGACGCGCUCGUGCCAAAUCGAUGGUCGCCGGUUUGGAGGGAGGCGGCGAGAAAGACGACGAUGAUUUGACCAACCAAACUAAAUCCACGUCGGCCGAAUCGAUUCAUCAGCAGUCGCAGUCCGCUAUCAGUACGCCGACCCAGGGUGGACCGGGAACUCCGACACAGCCACGAACAGCCAGUAUCAAAGCGCGGCCCACCUCUAGUCGAAUCACAGCUGCUGAGUUGGAAGAAUUGUUCCAGCGACAGCAGGGUGCCGAUGCAAAUCGUUGCUCAAUGCUUAUGACUAGCUCACGGUUCCAGUCUGGUUUUGAUAGUGGUACUGCAACGCCCCCAACCUCUCCACAGAAGGGACCAAUUGUAUACGCCAGCGUGGCGGAGAUGAAACGCAAGAAGUCAUCCAAAAUUGGUACGCUGAAAGGUCGUCCCAUUCCAAUUCCGCAGGUCGGUUCCGAUUUGAAGCGUACCUUCCACAGCACACCCGACCUUGCAACGGCGGGUACAAUUUCGGCAGCAGGUAGCGCCGGAACGCUCACUCCCUCGUCCAGCUGGUUCAAUACCGUUGGUCAUAAAGGUCAUCGAUCUCAAGACGACGUCCACAGCCUACACAUGUCAAUGCAAAGACUGAAUCUCCCACCACCAAACCACCCGCCGCCUCCACCACCCGUCGGACAGGUUGUCAAGGUGGAAAUUUCCCGCGGCUCCGAGUACGAGUGCCUCACCGCGCUCCAGAAACACAUUCAGCAGAAAGCCAAACAGCAGUCGAAAAUUCAGGACUCGGAGAUUAUGUCCAGCUUCAAGCCAGCCUCGAAUGCCAAGCUGUACGCCUCCCCGCAGGACAUCCGAAACGUUGGCUAUCGGACCACCAGCAUUGCCUCCAGUAGCAGUGGCAACAGCAGCAGCGGUAACAGUAGUACCGGAACAGAGGUUCGCAAAGCAUCAUCCCUGCGCUCUAAUACCAGUCUAGCGACAAGCGCGAACAACGUUACCACCGUUACCAUCGGUGGUGGUAGCAAUCCCUACGCUCAACCUGGCCGUCCCGCAAUGCAGCAGUUGGCCCAACCUCAAACCCAGCAGCAACAACAGCAGUACAAAUCACCUCCCCACAGUGCGCCUCCACUACCUGAUCCAGAUUACAGUCUGAGCGAAUCGGACACCGAAGAAGAUAACUCGGUUCGGCUGGUGCGCAAGAAAGUGAACGGAACGACGGCUGACAAUGCAGCAACCGGCAAGGGAACUAACGGAAGUGCGGUUGUUAAUCCCGGUAUGGCUGCUGAAACGAGUGGAAAUAGCAACACGAGUGGCAGUAGCUCCGGUUCCAGCUCAAUUCCUCACUCAUUUUCGGUGGAGGAGAUCCAAAAAAUCCGCACAAAGCUCAAAUCAUCCAAAUCCUACCCGAACGAUUUUCUGCGGCAGCAAAACAACCAGUCGGCUGACCAGGCCGCUGGCUUGAACAACGAAGACAACGGUGACAACAGCUCUUCGGGAGUUAGUAGCGACCAGGAAGUUACCGUCACUUGUAACGAGAUACCGGCACCGAAUCCAAAACCGACUGCAUCAGCUCUCGAUCCAAAAAAGGUGGGAUCACUGUUGGAGCAGAAAAAGAUGGCGGUCAUGAUUACGGCAACGGUGCCUCUAGUGCGCAGUGACGAAGAUGACGAUGAAAGUCCCAGUCCACCAGCGACCGGCUUCCAGCGACACAAUUCCCUCACCCGAAAGCAAGCGGCAACUAUUGCGGCACAGCGUGCAAAGGCCAACCAGCAAAAUAUCCAGCAGCGGCACGCUGUCACACUAGCAACACUGCCACCACCGAUUGAAGCUGAUUCGGAUGAGGCUGAUUCAAGUGCGCUACCAGCAGACGGCACCGUCGGGGAUGGAUCGGCUAUGGUGCUGCCACCUCCGGCGGAGUUUAGCGAUUCCGGACCGGGACAUCCCCCACAUCAGCCGCAGCAGCAUCAUCAUCACCACCACCAGCAUCAGCAUCAGCACCAGCAUUAUCCGGCAUCAGCGCUAAUCGGUGGCCACAAUCCAAAUUGCAAGCGUGUCCGAAUAGUCGGCGCUGUCCCGAAGGUCAACCGACUAAAUAGUCAGUAAGAGGAAACAGUUUUCAACAUUCUACCAGUAGAUAAAUGAACAUCGCAACCACUUUAAGGAUAAAGGUAUCGAUUUAGAUAAGCUAAUCUCACUGGGACUAAUAAUCUGUAUGCUCUGGCCUAUUUCUUAUAUUGCGGAGUUUCUCGAAGAAAAAAAAAACAGCUUUUAUCGUGUGUAGAGAAACCUAAGAACUAAAUAAACGAGAAUACGGGUGAAAUUAACGAUAGUGUCGGGUGUGCGAGUGCCACGCAUUGCUCAGCCAAGCACCAUGCACCCGCACCCAGCUAAGCGACGAUCGCGCACUUAAAACCACGAGAGAAAGCAAAAACUAUUCACGCUCAAACGGUUGAUUAGGAAGGAUUUCACGCUAAUUCUAGCAGUAGUUGGCGAUACCCUAUCAGAAUUCAGACAAACUUUGUAUGUUUUGUAAAAUAAUAAAGGUUCAUCUGAAUCUGAUAGAGUAUCGCAACCUCUAUUACAGAGUUGGCGUAAAACCCCUUCUAGACAUACUUUCACCCACUUCGGGCUGCUGAUUUCCAACCGGUGGCCAUUUCUACUUGUCCCAUCCCAAGUAGCUCGUGCAAUACCCGGGCAAAAGAAAAGCGAAUUCGUCGACGAAAGCUCAAAUCUUGAAGGCGUUCCGCCUUCUCCCCCUUCCAAUAAGUAGCCAAAAUCGAGUAACGGAAACCUUCAAUCAAUGUUGUAGAAAUACUGAGUUGUAUAAAUGUUUAACCACCCCUACCCUAGGUAUCAGUUUUUAGGUUGUGUAUUUUGAAAACGGCAAGCAAAACGAUCUUUCAAGUUGUUCAUCGUAGCGAAUAUUGGCAAUCAGUGUAUGCGGCUGGAACAAUCUGAGAAUUCGUUUUCGAUUUCGGUUUAACGUUACUUUUUAGUGGAUUUUACUAGUGUAUAAUGGUUCUUUUACCUUAGUUUAGUUCAAAGUUCGGUGGAAUAAGUGAUUUAUUGCUCAGCACUUGAUUGUUCAACAGAAAUUGGUAUGACGCACGUUUAGCCGAAUUUGAUCUUUUGUAAUUUUCUGCUUCUUUUCUAAACACCUGUUCAUACGGAAUCGUUUCGAACUUUCUGUCUUUAAUUAAUUACAUUAAUUAACAAGUCAACAGAAUAGUAGCUAAUGAUAAGAUCCUCCAAACAUAUGUCUGAAAGUGCGAACAAUCCACAUUGGGAACAUUUUUAAAGGAAACUCUCAUCCACCCUCCUGGUUGUUAUAUUACUGUUGUACAUUUUCUUCCCCGCACCAUUAGAGAGGUAAACCUAAUUUGUAAUGAAACAAUUACGAUAGAGUGAUGAUGAUUAAGUAAGCAGAAAUGGUCUCGAGAAAAAGACACUUUUUGUUGUUGCCUCCCCCAGUUGUAGUUUGCAGUUUUUUACUCUAUGCAUAGUGAAAAGCUAUAAAUUCGUCACCUAUCUGAGAAAAAAGUAACAAGUGUCGUCAUAAUAUUUAAUGCUAACGGAGUUUUAAAACAUCGCAAUUAUCUUGUCGUAUAAGCAAAAAAUCUCUCACACAUACACACAUAGACACAAACACAUACACAUGCAUGAAGACAAAAAAAAACAACAGCCAUUCAGCACGAUUCGUAUGAAGCGCAAGCGAAAUUUUACUAUUAAACUUAACACUAGAAAGAAAACGGUAAGCUUAGAGCAAACAAAACGAAUAGCAAGCAAAUCUGUCCGUAAAAUGUGAAACAAAAAAAAAACAAAAACUAUUUUAAAACGUAAACAAUCCAAAUAGUUCUCAUCACAACCUGGUUUAUAGCCUAACAUAAUCGAAGCAGCAGUCCAAAAAUGAAAACAACUUACAACACGAAUGCUAAACGUAACACAAUGCAAUAGCCUUUAUAGCAAGUUAAACAGCAAAAAAACACAACAUGAACGAAUAUUAGACAAACGACAGUACAUAACCGCAUUUAGCAAAGCAACAGUCACAGGCAUUUUAGUCAGCAUUAUAACUCAAACCCUUAUACACAGAUAAACGAUGGUCACCACGAAAGUAGAAAAAGCGAAAAAAAAACAAACAAACAAACCGUACUGAAAUAACCCGCCCACAAACACAUACACGUAGCACACCCACCCACACAUACUCACACUUACAUCCAAACAUUCACAAUCGCAACCAAUCGUACUAGUUGUCACCCAUUUGGUGUACUCACUCACACAGGCGCACGUGUGCGUGUAGUGAGCUGCGCGGGAAAAAUCCAAACCACGAUCGGCAGAAGACGCAAGAAAAAAAAAACAAAAAUUAAAGGAAUAUCCACACAUAUAUUCACAUCUGAAGCAAAGUAUCUUUUUUGAUUCCGGCAAGUAUCUUCUUCGGCAUGAUCCGAUCAUAUGAUAUUACAAACAGUAACUGCUAUAAUAUAGUGAUUAUAAUAAUAAAAACACAAACAAUAAGCAAAAAAA
This is a messenger RNA of Wyeomyia smithii (pitcher-plant mosquito), 8759 nucleotides long. It is a transcript of the gene Prosap, whose product is annotated as SH3 and multiple ankyrin repeat domains protein 1. The transcript has 15 exons. Gene Ontology annotation, cellular component: dendritic spine; postsynaptic density; postsynaptic membrane. Gene Ontology annotation, molecular function: synaptic receptor adaptor activity; ionotropic glutamate receptor binding. NCBI's taxonomy places the organism in Eukaryota, Metazoa, Arthropoda, Insecta, Diptera, Culicidae. Bases 2007 to 6341 code for a protein of 1444 amino acids. The record is from RefSeq and is a predicted model, not a curated record.